Molecule: messenger RNA, 3610 nt
Organism: Syngnathus acus (greater pipefish)
Lineage: Eukaryota; Metazoa; Chordata; Actinopteri; Syngnathiformes; Syngnathidae
Gene: nr2c2
Product: nuclear receptor subfamily 2, group C, member 2
Exons: 15
Coding region: 252-2132 (626 amino acids)
Biological process (GO): positive regulation of transcription by RNA polymerase II; positive regulation of embryonic development; cell differentiation
Molecular function (GO): zinc ion binding; nuclear receptor activity; RNA polymerase II cis-regulatory region sequence-specific DNA binding
Source: RefSeq, a predicted model, not a curated record
UUACUGGUAGACAAGAUGACGUCACCUGUCUGGCUCGCACGCGCCCGGAGGAGGAGCGCCAGGACGCGACAGAGGAAGAAGAAGGGGGGAGGAAUAAAAAAAGAAAAACCUCCAACCAUCAACGGGUCACGAACUAUGACCUUUAACAGCAGAAAAGCAAAACAAUCCAUUUUAUAAAAUACCACCUAGCUCCGAAAUCUUCAUUCGACCACUCAUUGAGUCCUCACUAAUGACCUUACAUUAUCAUCAUCAUGACGGCCAACCUGAAUUUGCUCCCUCAGCAGAAAGUGGAAUUUGAGGCAGAGGUGAGUGUGGCUUCUAGCCCUGCAGACUCUGCGAUGAGUCAGUCACCUCAGCGCUUUCAGGUCGUGUCUAGUGAGGCUUCAGCAACAUCACAGCAGAUACAGAUUGUAACUGACUGGCAGAGGGGUCAGGAGAUUCAGAUCGUGACUGCCAUGAACCCUUCAAGUUCUCCCAAGCAGCAAUUCAUUCUGACCACAUCGGACAGCUCCGGGGGAGGAAAGCUCAUUCUGACCUCUCCGGACAACCACAACACAAAGCAGCUCAUCUUUACAUCUUCAGACAACCUGAUGCCAGGAAGGAUACAGAUUGUCACAGAUCCACUGUCAGUGGAGCAGUUACUCGCCCAAUCAGGCGAUCUGAGUCGGACGCAGACGGUGGAGUACUGUGUGGUGUGCGGAGACAAGGCUUCAGGUCGUCACUAUGGAGCAAUGAGUUGUGAGGGAUGCAAAGGCUUCUUCAAGCGGAGUGUCAGGAAAAACCUGACCUACAGCUGCCGCAGUAAGCAGGACUGCGUCAUUAACAAGCACCACCGCAACCGCUGCCAAUUCUGUCGCUUGAAGAAAUGCCUCAACAUGGGGAUGAAGACUGACUCCGUUCAGAGCGAGAGGAAGCCUGCCGAUGUUGUGCCCAGAGAGAAACAUGUCAACUGCGCACCCUCCACCCAGAAAAUCUACAUCCGCAAGGACAUUAACAGUCCACUCAUCGCCACGCCAACCUUCAUCUCGGACACGGAGACGGACGGCUCCAGAUCGAGCCUGCUGGACCAGGGGAUGUUGGUUAACAUCCAGCAGCCGCUCAUGCAGAGCGAUGGAACGCUGGUGCUGACGUCUGACUCAAAGAUGGAGUCUGGACACGGUGACCUCGGGACGCUGGCGAACGUGGUGACAUCACUGGCCAGCCUGAGCGACUCCUUAAAACAGAACUUGAAAAAUGGAGAUUCGUCAGAGUGCCAAUAUGUGGAAAAAAACACAACCGAGAUAACACGUGCCUUUGACACUCUGGCCAAAGUCCUCAAUCCACCUGAAGCGGGCGUAAUAACGGACAAGUGCGUUAGUGAAACGACCUUUCAGCUCAUUGGCCAAGACCAGGAGACCCCGAUCAUUGAGGUGGAAGGGCCUCUGCUGACCGACGGCCAUGUUAAAUUUAAGCUGACCAUGCCCAGUCCCAUGCCCGAGUACCUGAACGUACACUACAUCUGCGAGUCGGCCUCCAGGCUUCUCUUCCUCUCCAUGCAUUGGGCUCGAUCCAUCCCUGCCUUCUUAGCCCUCGGGCAGGAAGAAAACACCGGUUUGGUGCGAGCCUGCUGGAACGAGCUCUUCACUUUGGGUCUCGCUCAAUGCGCUCAUGUGAUGAACCUGUCCACCAUCCUGGCUGCCAUCGUCAACCAUCUUCAGAGCAGCGUCCAGGAUGACAAGCUGUCAGGGGAGCGGGUGAAGCAGGUGAUGGAGCACAUCUGGAAGUUCCAGGAGUUCUGCAACAGCAUGACCAAGUUGGAGACAGACAACUACGAGUACGCCUACCUGAAGGCCAUCGUCUUGUUCAGUCCCGAUCACCCCGGUGUGGACUGCGGUGGACAGGUGGAGAAGUUUCAGGAGAAAGCCUUGAUGGAGCUCCAGGAUUACGUACAGAAAACAUAUCCGGAUGACACCUACAGGUUGACUCGCAUCCUGACCCGUCUCCCGGCGCUGCGCCUCAUGAACUCCAACAUCACCGAGGAGCUCUUCUUCACCGGCUUGAUCGGCAACGUCUCCAUCGACAGCAUCAUUCCUUACAUCCUCAAGAUGGAGACGGCCGAGUAUAACAGCCAGGACGUCGACCCCGCCGAGUGACGGGAGAAUCUUGUCCAAAUCUCCACUUCAGGUACCGGUUGUUCAAAUUUCCAUUUGACGUCAAGAGAAGAAGAGUCUGACUAGAUAGAGUUUGUAGACAAACGUCCAACUUCCCCCUUUGCCUGCAUUUCAAAUGUAUGUUUUAAUACGUAUGAGUUGCCUUACCUGGUCAUGCGCUUUUGGUGGAAGCAAUUUUCGGAAUCUAAAUACGCAUCGCAAUGGCUUUACUUAUCUCUCGUUUGAUUAUUAUUAUUAUUUCUUUUCCCUGAUGAAUCCAUGUGACUGACAACUGGAAGGAAAGUGAGCAUCUAUCAGGUUCGCAUUUGUACUCGUGUAACAGCAGCACAACAGACCUCAAGUUUUCUUCUGGAAGCAAAGUGCUUUCAUUUUUCAUAGACAUUUUUUUUCUUCCACUCGAUUGGCCAAAUUAUUUAAUUAUGUAUAUGAUUUUUUUUUUUUCGAAACAGCAUCUUUGAGGUUGUAAGUGCUUUUUUUUUUUGAUGCACACAUUUCAUGGCUGUAUCCCGUGCAAUCGCCCCAUCACUUUUCCCUUUAUGACAAUCAUGAUUUCUUGACAUCCUAUCCCAUCAGUGUUUGUCUCCAUUUUGUACGUUUAUUUAUCGAAAAGCAUUUAUUUUUUACAUACCAUGUCGCUUGUGUGUAGCUACGCUACCGUUUUUAGUGCUUGUGUUUGUUCAGCGCACAUCGGUCCGAUUUUGUGGCAUUCUUCCACAUCAAUCCUGACUGAACUUUGGCGUUUUGUAUGUUUUCUGAGAACUACAAUUUUGCUCAUUGCAUACUAAGUGUACUUAAGUCGUUUUGGGCAGGAUUCCCUAAUUUUAAGAAAAAUGAAAAAGACAAAAAAUAUAUUUGGAAGCCCGUCUCAAGACUUAUGCAGCUGCUUCCUGCUUGUACGAAGGGUCAGAAAAUGUAUCCAUGAAUGACAAUGAAAAUCUACAGUAAAUAAAUUAAGAAUAUAUAUGAAUGGUAAUGUGGGUUUAAAACUCAUUGAGACUGUUUGUAAAGGUGUUUGUGCAAACUUAUCCUUUGUACAUGUAAUCUCAUUCAAAUGAGUGCAUGUUGUUUUUAAGCAAUUUUCUAAUGUUUAUGCCGUCUGCCCUAUUAACCAUCAUUUUAUAGCGCAUCGUUGUGCAUGAAGGAGUGGCUCAUUGCAUUUUAUUAAAUGCUGUAUGAUAAAAGUUUAUUUAAAUGUUGUGGCUUUAACAAUACUAUGAACAAGACUUUUUUUUUUCUUCAUUUUUGGGGUUUGAGUUUUCUUGUAUGACAUACAAUAUGUCCAUUUUUGUGCAUAUAUGGUUUUCUUCAAACAGUACAUUUAUGUCAUUGUUUGACCCAGAAGUGAUUGCAACCUUAUUUCUACCUCACAGAUGAAAAUGUAACCCAAUGUAUUAACAUUCCAGUCUCUGAGACUGUUUUUGUCGAAGCCACACAGCAUAAAUAAACUGUUAUUCAUCCAC